GGUGCACUAUCCAAGUGAGAGAAAAUCUGCGACUAUCAAAGAGGAUGCCCACCAACAGAUCUGCAAAGCUAUAGCAAGAGGUGGAAAUGCAGACAGUACCAUAGUUGACAUUUUGCGUAAACACAACCCAAUGGUAUUAGUGCAAGGCUCCCAGAAGAUUGUGCAAGAAGAAUGUAAAGCAGUUUCAAAAAGAGGUUCAGGAACACUACUCCAACAGAAAACCCAUGCAGAUUUUUUCAACUUCCGAUGGGAGAAUAUCUACCAACAACUGCAGAUGAUGUGUCCAGCACUUUUAUCUAUAAUAACAGCUACUGUGUCUGACAUUCCACCUGUUGUUGGAAGCAAACCAUUUCUUCAUGCUUUGCAAACUGUAGGCAUAGCACUUCAUGGAAGAAGUCAGGAGAUGGCUGUUAUGCAGUACAUAAAUGGUUUUCUUUUAUAUCAUGGUGGAUGCACACAGCGGGACAUAGAAAGACUAUCUCAUGUUGGGUUAACAGUACAUCCACUCACUAUAAAGAGAAAGCUACUUGACUGGCAGGAUGUGUUGGACAAAGAAAUUUUAAAGAUUCGGGAUUCUUGGGCUGAAGGAGGAAGUGUCAAAUAUCAAAUAAUUGGAGACAAUUGGGACAAGAACAUACUUCCAUCAUAUAGAACAUCGGAUCGGAAAACUAUUUCUCUUCAUCUGUUUCAUGUGUACGCCAUCGUGGAUAGAGUUAUCCCAACUGAACGUGGCUGUCAUGCUUCCGCACCACAUGACAUUGAAGUUGGAACCUUCAUUCCAUCCAUAGACGACCAAAAGAACUUGAUGAAAGAGCUAACAUUUAUUUUCUCUACAUCAGUCAUCGAAAAUCAUCCUGAAUUGCAGAAAAUAUAUGGAAAGAUCUACCCAAAGCAUUUGGAACAUAAAUAUUCUCACUGUGUUGGAAAUAAAACAAAACAAUACCCACUUGGACUUUUUGAUUGCAACGAGAAUAAAACACCUGAGUUGAUUCGGCUCUUGAAAACGUUAUCUGUUUAUGUCCCAUGCAAGGAUGGAGAAGUAGUGGAAUCUGUCUUUUUUGGAGGUGACAGGUUAACAGAUGAACGAGUGCAAGCAGCUCAGAAAGCUAUGGCUAAUGCUGAAACACCGCUGCAAAAAUUACAAGGCUUUGUGUCCAAAAUUGAGGACUUCCACAGACUCAUGAAUUUCUUAGAGGCUAUACACAAACUGACAUAUUCAACCAAGAGUGCUGUGGACCAAGGCACAGUAAAUUACUAUCGGAACCUCCUGAACAUGAGAAAUGUGAAAGGGCAAGUGUAUAAUGCCUACAGAGCAUACAAGAUGCUGUACUAUGUGAUCCUGGAUGCCAUCUGUUUGCUACUUUUCCUGAAUUUCUUUGACGUUCCAGACAUUGAACAUGCAAUUGAACUGCCAAGAAACUUUGCAGCUAUGUCAGAUGAAGAAAAAAUAGAGUACAUUGACUCUGUUAGUGAAAACAUUCUGAGGAAGUAUUUUUUUGACAGUACAGAUGACAUUUUUCAGAAUUUACGUAACAUUGUGUGUGACCCACAACACCCAGAAAACUAUUGGACAUCAACACUAGAGGAAGGAAGAUUUAAAUGUCAUCAUUGUGACAAAACAUAUGCACGUGUUCUCUCUUUACAAACCCAUGAAGAGAAGGUUCAUGACAUUCACAUUGCAAAGCCAUCAAAAAAACCGAAGAAUAAAACUCAAGACCAAAUGCACAAUUACCUUGUCAUGCUGUUUAAGCUUGUUAUUUUGCACAAGAAUUUAGACACUGCUGUUGAUAUGGGUGACGGGACAGCAAGAUUGCUUGCUCUGGCCAUAAAACAAAAGAAAGCAUCCUUGCCCAUUCAAAGGAAUAUCCCCACUUAA
Magallana angulata is the source of this 1876-nucleotide messenger RNA. RefSeq lists its product as uncharacterized. The record is from RefSeq and is a predicted model, not a curated record. Lineage: Eukaryota; Metazoa; Mollusca; Bivalvia; Ostreida; Ostreidae. The transcript has 7 exons. Bases 131 to 1876 code for a protein of 581 amino acids.